Molecule: messenger RNA, 435 nt
Organism: Auanema sp. JU1783
Lineage: Eukaryota; Metazoa; Nematoda; Chromadorea; Rhabditida; Rhabditidae
Source: the annotation of a GenBank genome assembly
AUGGCUGAUAAGCUUAAGUCUGUUCAGACUUACGGACGUAAGAAGACUGCUACCGCUGUAGCUCACUGCAAACAAGGACGUGGCCUCCUCAAGGUCAACGGACGUCCUUUGGAGCAUAUGGAACCUCAAAUCCUCCGUUUGAAGCUUCAAGAGCCAAUCCUCGUUGUAGGAAAGGACCGUUUCCAAGACGUUGACAUCAGAGUCAGAGUAAGCGGUGGUGGACAUGUCGCCCAAAUCUACGCUAUCCGCCAAGCUAUCGCCAGAUCUCUGGUUGCUUAUUACCACAAGUUCGUUGAUGAGCAAAGCAAAAGAGAACUCAAGGAGCAAUUCGCUCUCUAUGACAAGUCUCUUCUUGUUUCUGAUCCUCGUCGUCGCGAGUCCAAGAAGUUCGGUGGACCAGGAGCCCGCGCCCGCUACCAGAAAUCUUACCGUUAA